Chaetomium globosum CBS 148.51 is the source of this 3702-nucleotide messenger RNA. RefSeq lists its product as uncharacterized. The transcript has 5 exons. The record is from RefSeq and is a predicted model, not a curated record. NCBI's taxonomy places the organism in Eukaryota, Fungi, Ascomycota, Sordariomycetes, Sordariales, Chaetomiaceae. Gene Ontology annotation, cellular component: nucleolus. Gene Ontology annotation, biological process: ribosome biogenesis. The coding region runs from base 1 to 3702 and encodes 1233 amino acids.
AUGGGCGACCGUACUGUGGCUGGCGAAGCCACCCUCGUACGCGCAGUACGAGCACUCGACCAGGGCGACGUCGAAACAAUACCCGACAGACUCGAGAGAGUCUGGGAUAUUCUUGAGGAAUAUCAGGGAGGCAGCUUCCAUGCUGCCGAGGAAAUGCUGCUACGGUGGCUUCUCAAGAACAUGACCGGAACCUCUGCGAAUGCCGAACGAGUACGACGAUACCCUCGAGUUUGGGAUAUAUUGGCCGCCAUCUUCGCCUUGGUCCCCCUUUUCUCGUUGGCCAAGUCGCUAGCGGAUCGCCGCUUUGUUAGCAUUCUACAACAGACGCUCAAGGAUGCUUCAGCACCGCAGCAGGAAGAAACUCGUGAGGAUGGGGGUGAUUCAGACGUCGAUAUGGUUGACGCGCCGACUGUGGAGAACCCAGCGAAUCCCCGGAAAAGGAAAAGAGACAACGCAGCUGGUUUUGAUGCUGCGAGACAAAGGCGGGCGACCGGCUGCCUGCAGACUGCCGAGGCUAGCUUCGAGGCCAUCCGGAUCCUUCUCUCACGAUGCGAGCUCAAAUCCCAAGAUGGGCCCGCCACACAUCGGAUGGGUGCCGAGCAUGUCAAGUCGUUGUUCUCAACAUCUUCGACCGAGACUAUGGGCAUCUUGGUCCCUUGGCUUGCCAUCUGUGGUCUUGCAUUGGAUAGACCCAAGCCCGAGCCAUUGAAGGAGCAGUUUUCGUGGCUGUCGACGUUCGCCGCCCUAUGGGAGCUUCACCUCCAGGGCGCAGCGGACACGUUUGAAGUUGCAACGCAUCUCUCGGGGACGGCCACUCGACUUCUUGGCAAGCUGGCCGGCAUCCCACAGCAGAUGCCGCUGGGGAUCGAAUUUGCGGUUCAGGGUCAAUGGGCUCGGGACCUACGUCGUUUCUUAGCACGUAACCUAAUAUUACCCGCCAAAGCGCUGUUCUUGACCAAAGGGAGCCAAGACAUAGUUAAAGUCGUCGUUGACAUGUCGAGCGCGUCGGCCCAGAUAACCUUCCCUGUGUUGUUUGACUUGGUCAGCAAAUCCCCGCUGGAAAUUGGCGGUACAACUUCCAGGAAAGACUACGAAACGUGGGUACAGGCUGUCUUCGAUGCCAUCAUGCAUGCUGCAAAGAACCUAGGCCGUGAAAACAAGACGGUAGCCGUCAGGGCGGCCUUGGAGAUAGCAGCAGAGCGAGGCACGGUUCUAUCGGCCACCAGUCUCCGCGCUGUGUGCAGCGACUAUGCCCUCCGGGCAGACGCUUAUGACUGGAGGUUACUCCUUGCCGUCACCAAACUCAACCCAGACGUCUUCUUGGUCACGGACGAAGGGAAGCAGCUCCUCGAACAGAUUCUGGAGAAGACUAAACAGCCCGAAUCAUUCGCGGACGAGGACUCGAAGAAAGCGGCGCAGUUCAUCGUUUUACUUGCGGAUGGGUACGCGCAGGCUCGCGAUCUGUCGACGUUCGUUCGAAUUUGGCUCAAGCAUCUUGCUCCUGUCAAACCGAAAGCUGGCCUACAGCCACUGUGGGCGCAAAAGGAGCUUGCUGACACGGUCGCAAAACUGCUCCAAUCGUCCCUUAAUUCAACCCAGCUCGUCGAAACCCUGGAGUGGCUCUCGUCUCAGACAGAGCCUACCGAGAGCAUGGCCAGGAUACACAUCCUCAAAGCCAUCUCUGGCGGUAUCUCGCAGGAAGAAUUCGUGGAUGUUGCAAACAUCAAACUCUUCCAGGGCGCUUUCUUGGAAAAGCCCUCCAAGAAGGACCUCCCUGCCAUCUCUGCAUGCCGGUGGAUGGUGGCUUCCAAGGCGAUCGCCAGGGGUACCCUCGAGGAGGUUGACCAGAUCUGGUCGCAAAUCAAGUCGGAUAUCAAGAGCGCUCUCCGGGAACGAACCAUCCCGGCGCAGCGCGAUGAGGAUGAUGCGGCCUCACUGAUCUGCUCCUUUCUCGGGAGGAUCGAGAAGGGCAGCGAGCCUAUGGAACUCGACUCCGACACCGGCGAAUCUUCACCAAAGGGCAUGAGCUUUUCAGAUUUGGAGUCCGUCGGACGCUGUCUCCUGACCAAACGCUCAAACCGCCGGUCCAGGGGAGGACUUCCUAAAGAUGAUACCCCGCGGGAUCGGGAAAAUCUCAAGCUCUUGCAGCAGCUGGCUGUGUUGGCUAUUCGGCAAAUGACGAACGGCAGCCCAGAGGAACGUGAAAAGACCUAUCUCAAAAAUGCUAUUUCGCUCCUCCAAAGUCCUUGCCAGGAUUCAGGGACCGCGCCGCGACUUGUUCUGCUCCAAGCUUUUAUCUCAACCACGCAAGUUUCGUCUAUCGUCACAAAGCUUGAGGAGGACGGCUUGAACAUUGGCAGACUUAAAGCUCAGCUUCUUCAGGUCGCAUCACCAGCUGUCACGGCCGAGAAGCGCACCGGAAAGGGACUGUUGGCACUCCUCGUCGCCCUAGAAGCACUGAACGAGCUGGACCGUCAGGCGGUGAAACAAGCGCUUUCUAACGCAGUUCCCUCGUUAAUCGAGGCUAGUGACUCGCUUCUCGAGAACGGACUACAGGUUGGUUGGGAAGUGCGCAUGUUCGUGUCAAAUCACUUCCCCGAAGCACUCGGGUCGCCGUUGAAAAUCAAGAUGUCCGUGGCAUCGCCACCAUCUCAAGGAGAGGACGUCGAGGGGGCGGAGGACAACGAGUCUGCUGCGGCUCUCGGGAAGAGAUCUCUGCUGGGAUAUGUCGACGCUGUGGUGCAGUCUGCCGACGAGGAUACGAAACUUGGGUAUCUCAAAGAGUUGCUCCUUGAGGACGACGAGACCCAGGACAUGCUUGGUCGCCAGCUGGUUAUUUACCGUUUAAUCCAACACCUCAAGGGUAGGUUGAACGUCCGCAUCUACAAUACCCUGCUAACCUCUCCAGGCUCCCGACCAUCAGAGUCCCCAGACCGGUUCGACCUUGCCCAAGCCCACAGCGCGCUCUGCAACCGUCUCGUGCGGACAACCACCGCCCCACACUUCCUCCUCACGGCGAAAUCCAUCCACCUCCUCCUCGACCAGAACCCGGCAUGCAUGACUCAAUGGAACAUCGAGCUCACCCUCAGCACCGUAUCGACGCUCUCCGCCCGCCCCUCGACCCAGGCCCUCAUCUCCGACUCACCCAGCAUCUACCCCUCCCUCUGCCGCCUCGUCGAAAUGGUCAUCAAGCGCCACCGCAAACGCCUCGACGGACACUUCCACAUCCUGAUCACCGCCCUGCAAUCCCUCCUCCAGCUUCUCCUUUCCCGAGCCCAAAAUCUCCCCCAUCAUCACCAACAACCAACCCCCACCACCACCCCCACCCCCAACAACAAGCGCUGGGAAACCCACGCCAAGCUCUUCACGCGCCUCCUCACCCUCAUCUGCUCCCCCACCGCCGCCUCCGUAUCACGCUCCUCCCAAAAGACAACAGGACUCGACUCGGAGCGCGACCGGGCAAAGAGAUACGCGGGGCAGUUCAUGCCGCUGGUGCUGAUGCAGUACGUGCGGCUGCAGCUGGCGCACGCGGUGCCGCACGGCGUGCGCGAGGCCCUCGCGCCGGGGGCGUACGCCAUCUUGGAUAUCACGAGUCCGGAUGGGUUGAGGGUUAUGAAUGAUGGGAUGGAUGCGAGCGGGAGGGUGGUGUUUAGGGAGAUGUAUAAGUUGUAUCAGCGGUUUGGGAAGUGGAGUGGUGUUUGA